Molecule: messenger RNA, 1176 nt
Organism: Dendronephthya gigantea
Lineage: Eukaryota; Metazoa; Cnidaria; Anthozoa; Malacalcyonacea; Nephtheidae
Exons: 5
Coding region: 1-1176 (391 amino acids)
Source: RefSeq, a predicted model, not a curated record
AUGAAUGAAGUUGACAAUCCUCAUUCUUCUGAUGAUGGUAUAAUGAGAGAUAUCAUGGAUGGAGAAUUUUUCAGAAACCAUCCAAUAUUUUCCAAAAAUAAUAAAGCCCUACAGCUUCUUGGUUAUUAUGAUGACUUAGAAUUAGCAAAUCCAUUGGGAUCCAAGGCAAAGAUUCACAAAAUUGGUGUUUUCUAUUACAUGCUUGGGAAUAUACGACCAUUAUAUCGGUCCUCGACAAGAACAAUUCAGUUGCUUUCUAUUGCGAAGACCUCUGACUUGAAAUUGUAUGGCAUAAAUGCAUUACUUGCGCCAACUGUUGAAGAAGUUAACAAAUUAACUAAGGAGCAAGGAUAUAGCUUUAUCAUUGAUGGUGUUGAAAGAAAGUUUCAAGGGGAUCUACUCCUUUGGAGUGGGGAUACUUUAGCAAGUCAACAGAUUGCAGGGUUUAAAGAGGGAGUUGGAGGUGCACUUCGCUUUUGUAGGUCUUGCCUGGCAACAAGAGAAGAGAGUAAUGAACAGUUCAGAUCAGAGAACUUUCAGCCAAGAACCUUAAAUACCCACAUCCAAAUUUGCCACAUGUUGGAUGAUCCAGAAAAUAGCAGUCAUGUGAAAGAUCGCAUUUCAACAACUUAUGGUGUUAAUGGAAAGUCGGUGUUGGUCAAUGCUGGAAACUUUGAUGUUUGUCAAUGCUUCCCACAGGAUAUUAUGCAUGUUCUGUUUGAAGGUGUUAUUCCAUACGAAAUGAAGCUACUACUUAAGGUUAUAGUAGAUGAAAAGAAGUUCAUUUCCCUAAAGGAAUUAAACCACAGAAUAGAAAGUUUUGAUUAUGGUUACAUGAAUGCAAAGAACAAGCCAUCACAGAUUGUCCGGGAGACUGUGAACUCUUCUGAUUCAAAACUUAAGCAAAGUGCUUCACAGAUGUGGUGCCUUUUCAGAUUCUUUCCAAUAAUCGUGGGGGAUCUGAUUGACAAGAAUUUAAAGGAGUGGCACUGUUUUUUACAAUUAUGGAAUAUUGUUCAAGUUUGCACAUCCCCUGCUAUAAAGGAAGAAGAUGUACCUUAUUUAAAGGUUUUAAUUGAGGAACACCACAGGAGUUUUAAAGAGAUUUACCCAAAUACAUCUAUUAUACCUAAGAUGCAUUAUUUGAUUCAUAUACCUGAUGAUAUGUCUAGGUAG